CCUCCUUACCCCUUCCGGCCUGCCCUUGUGCCCAGCCCCAGCCGCACUUCCCCGUUCCUUUCCUUUCUGACAGGUCUAGUCUCGCGCUCUGGCGGGGUGCGAGUCCGAGAGCCUCCCCGAACGCUGAGGAGGGAAUGUGGCGCGCGCGGGAAGGGGCCGGCCGCAGCAUCCGGGCCGGCGCUGUCUCCCGCCUCCCUUUCCCUGGCCCCGGGCAUGGAGGCCCCGGAGGCGGCACCGGCUCAGGCUGAGGGCGCGGAGCCGGCGCCCUGGGCGCACCUAGAGGCCCCUGCCCGCCUCCUGCUGCAGGCGCUGCAGGCGGGGCCCGACGGGGCGCGGCGCGGCUUGGGGGUGCUGCGGGCUCUGAGCGGCCGCGGCGGGGAGCCCUUCGGCUGGGACCGCGUCUUCGAGGCGCUGUGCCGGGAGGAGCCCGUCGUGGAGGGCCCGGACUGUCGCCUGGAGCUGAAACCACUGCUGCUGCGAUUGCCCCCGUUAUGCCAGAGGAACCUGAUGUCCCUGCUGAUGGCUGUUUGGCCGUCGCUGCCUGAAAGCAGUCUCCUCCCUGUGCUGCAGAUUGUGCAGCGGGAUCCAAGCCCCGACCCUGAUCCCUGGCUCCGGGCCCUUGGGGAAUUUCUGCGAAGGGAUCUGGGUGUUGGGGUCUCCAUUGAGGGAGCGUCCCCGCUGUCUAAAAGGUGCCAGAGACAGCUCCGAGGCCUGUGUAGGCAGCUGGGCCAAGGGGGCAGGAAGUUGAAGUUGCCCCAGGCUCCAGAUCCUGAAGGGAAAGAAGAGCAGGAGGAGGUCGAGGACUCCCAGCGGCCUGGGAAACGCAGAAAGGAACGGGAGGAGGAGCCUGCCAGUCCUGAGGGGGGGAGGGCCCCCAAAAGGCUCCGGUGUUUGGAAAAGGAAGAAGAAGAAAGUCAUGAGGAAAAGAGACCUGAACAUGAAACUUUGGAAUCCCUGGCCAGUGGAGGAGGUGCAUCAUCCAUUAAGAACCAGCCUGCUUUGGGGCCUCAGCCCAGUGAGGCUGGUCAGAGUCUAGAGGAUGCUAAGGGCCUACCUGAGAGUUUGGAGUUGCCCAGAGCUAUCCAGGAACAAGUUCCCAGGCUGCAGCAGCUGCUCAAGACCCUCGGGAAGGGGUUGGAAGGGCUGGAGGGCACCCCACCAGUUGAGCUGCAGCUUCUCCACGAAUGCAGUCCUGGCCAGGUGGACCUGGUGUGUGCCCAGCUGCAGCUCCCGCAGCUCUCGGACACAGGUCUCCUGCAGCUCUGCACCUGGUUGCUGGCCCUUUCACCAGACCUCAGCCUCAGCAACGCUACUGUGCUGACCAGGAGCCUCUUCCUUGGACGGAUUAUCUCGCUGACUUCCUCAGCCUCCCGCUUGCUCACAACUGCCCUGACCUCCUUCUGUACUAAGUACACCUACGCCGUCUGCAGAGCCCUCCUUGGACCUGUGCUCCAAGCCCCAGGAACAGGUCCAGCUCAAACAGAGUUACUGUGUUGCCUGACAAAGGACGAGGCCCUGGAGCCGGACAUGCAGGCUCUAAUGCUGGGACAGAUCUUGGAGCUACCCUGGAAGGAAGAGACUUUUUUGGUGUUGCAGUCACUCCUGGAGCGGCAGGUGGAGAUGCCCUCUGAGAAGUUCAGUGUGUUGAUGGAGAAACUCUGUAAAGAGGGGCCAGCAGCCACCACGUCCAUGGCCUAUGCCAAGCUCAUGCUGACAGUGAUAACCAAGUAUCAGGCCAAUAUCAGUGAGCCCCAGAGGCUGGGCCUGGCUGCAGCUCUGGAGCUCAAUACCACUUUCCUGAGGAAGUCCCUGCAGGCCGCCCUGAGACAUCUGGCCCCCUGACCAUCCACCAAGGGACCACCCUCCCGGACCUCCCUCAUCAGAUUCCCGAAGGACACUUCUCUGCCCUGAGCACCUCACCCUGCCCCUUGCCUGGGGGUCAGGGCUGAGCCUGGCCAUCCCAGGGGUCAACUGCCUCCCUGCUCCAGGCUGCAGAGAGGCCAUCUGGGCCUCCCAGCCAGCAGGAAGGGUCUGGGGCUAAGGGGGCUGGGUGAGUUGUAUUACCAAGAGCUGCUGAGCCUGGGCUGCCUCCUUGUCAUUUCUACCUCAGGCUGUGGGGACAGACACUUUAAGAUAGGCAUCAGACUUCCUUGAUGGUCCAGCGGUUAAGACUCCGCACUUCCAUUGCAGGGGACGAGGGUUGGAUUCCUGGUUGGGGGAGUUCCGCAUGCCGUGACAUGUGGCCAAAAUAUAAUAAUAAUAAAUAAAAUAGGAGUUAAGAUAGGCCUCAAUAGGGUCAAAGCAGACCCAGAGUGAACGACAGUGAUGCUCCAGGAGCCCCGGGAGACCUGUAUGCUUGGCACAAAUCUCUUGUGCUCAAGUGUAUGUUAUGAUCCUCUGUGUUGUUUCUGACUUGAAUAAUAAUUUAUCAGUGGUAUUUCAUAAAAAGCAGGAAGUUCAGUAAUGUCUUAUUAGAAGCAGUGCCUGCCUUCCUACUAACUCUGGGUGUUUGCUGAAAACUAACACAUACCACCCCACCCCCACCCUGCUCAGUGACAGGGGCAUCUUUUUCCAAGGGAAAUGUUCUGUGAGGGGAAGGUGGUAGAGUUCUGUGGGCCAGAUCAUGUAUGAUACCACCCACCCCAGCCCUAUCAGAGCUGUCUGUUGAGUAGGUGAGGCUGUGCAUCCUGCACUGGGGAGGGGGGCUUGAGGGUGAGGGUGACUCAGCCUGGGGUUGGGGAAGACUUUUGGGCAGAUGAUGGCCUUUGAGGAGGGAUCUGAAGGGCUCCUGGGAUUACUGUGAGCAGAGAACAGGAUAAGGCCUAUUGGACAGGAAAGGCAGAAAGGGUGUGCAAUACUGUGGGUUUGUGUGUUCUACAACUAUAUUCCCACAGCACUUAGCUAGGCGCCUUGUUCAUAGUAAACACUUAACCUGGGGACUUCCUUGGUGGUCCAGUGGGAAAGACUCAGGGCUCCGAAUGCAGGGGGCCCGGGUUCGAUCCCUGGGCAGGGAACUAGACCCCACAUGCAUGCUGCAACUAAGAGUUCGCAUGCCGCAAAUAAGAUCACACAUGCUGCAACUAAACAUGCCACAACGAAGAUCCAGCGCAGCCAAAAUAAAUAUUAAAACAAACAAAAAGAUACUUAUCCUGUAGAUGUUACUGAGUCAACUAUCAGGUGAAAGUUCAUCACAGAACCUUACCCGCUCCUCCCCACCGCAGGCUCUGAGGCGCCAGGAAGAGAAUUCGACAUUUCCCUUCCCACAACUUCCUCAGAAGCCGUGAGCCCCCGUUAGAACCAGAUGAUGAGGGAGAGAGGUCAGGAGCAAAGCCUGCUUUUGAGAAGUGAAGCAGGUGCUAAGGUCAGGAGGAAGCGGCGCAGGAGGUUUAAGGGACAAACAUGUCGGAAUUGCACGCUCUCAGCGGCCGGCACGGGGCGGCGCCCACGGGUGUGACUACCGCAGCUCACCGGCCUGGGCCCAGCCUCUUCCCUAAGGGCCUGGGGCAGCAGCUGGUGGCCACGGGCGCCCGAGACCGCCGCAGCUCAGGUGGUCUCCGCGCAGGUCUAGCGGUGCAACACGCGGCGGCCGCGGCGCCCCACCCCCGGCACUGAGCGACCCGACUGCUCUCAAGCGGGAAGCCGCGGGAACAAGGCAUCUCUCGCGAUAACCAGGUCCUAUUUGAGCGCAUGCGCGAACUGAAGUUGUCUCUUUUCCGGUUCUCGCGGCGCCAGGGACUAUGAGCAGCAAAGUCUCCCGAGACACCCUCUACGAGGCGGUGCGGGAAGUCCUGCACGGGAACCAGCGCAAGCGCCGGAAGUUUUUGGAGACGGUGGAGCUUCAGAUAAGCCUGAAGAACUAUGACCCUCAGAAGGACAAACGCUUCUCGGGCACCGUCAGGUUGGCACCGUUCUAAUCCCACCCAGCCCUCAGUGUCCCCAUGCCUGUCUCCUCCCUUUAGGCUCUUGUUGAGCCCGAGGCGGCCAGGCACGUGCGGCACUGAAGUGCCCGGGUAGUUCAGACCCCCUGCUCCGGGCAGGCGUGGCUGGACGGACCCCCACCCUGGGUCUUAAAACAAGAGGGGAGGCGUGGGGAGGCCUUGGCUGAGCCCGCCGGCUAGUUUGAGAAGCCAGACUAGCUGUUGGUGAAUGCGGACGCUCUGGGUAAGGCUCAGUGCUGCAGCGGUCCCAGACCCCUUCACCUGCACUUGGGACCCAGGGCUGGGUGUGACCUAUACUGUCCCCCAAAAUGCAGGCUUAAGUCCACUCCCCGCCCCAAGUUUUCCGUGUGUGUUCUGGGGGACCAGCAGCAUUGUGAUGAGGCCAAGGCUGUGGAUAUCCCCCACAUGGACAUCGAGGCUCUGAAGAAACUCAACAAGAAUAAGAAACUGGUCAAGAAGCUGGGUGAGUGUGCCUGGUGUGGUUCUUACCCGCCCACCCACCAUGGUGUGGUUUUGUAUGCGGGGUAGGGUGGAGGCAGUUCUCACUGGAGUGGUAGAACAGGGGUAUUUCUGCCAUUUGGAUUUUAAAGUGAUGAGGGGGUAGAGUCAUGACAGAAAGGAUCUGCUGUGGUUGGUUAACUUGAGUGGUAUUUUUUACCCACGUGAAAAUUCUGUUUUGCUUUGAGGACUGGAUUUAAUAAGGGAAGAAGGCCAGGCAGUGGUUCUUUUCUAAGCAGGCGAGAACUGUCACAUUGAUAGGUCAGGUGUUGGUACAUUCUGAAUUGAAAUUUCUACUUAAAGCUCCCACUAUUUCAUUUUAACGUUUAGGUUAUGUGAUUUGAGCAUUUUACAGAUAAAUAGGUUCCCCAGUUGUCGUGUAGCUAAAAAGGCAGGAUUUGAAACCAGGCAGUCUUAACUAGCGUGAGCAUUUUCCAUUGCAAGAUGGGUUGUGAGUCAGCCUGGACUCCUGCUACCGGGUUUCAUGUGAAUGUUGGGCCAGUAAAAGUGCAGAGGAUGGAGAUAAUACUGGAACAGGGAGAGGAUUAAAAAGACUCGGUAGCUGGGGAAGGGGUAGAGUGCUGGUUAGAGGCCACUUCUGCGGUUGUCUCAUAGCCUUGUUUAGAGGUGUCUUCAGGGGCCAGGUCCUAACGGCUUCCUCCCUUUACCAGCCAAGAAGUAUGAUGCCUUUUUGGCUUCAGAGUCUCUGAUCAAGCAGAUCCCACGAAUCCUGGGCCCAGGCCUGAAUAAGGCCGGCAAGUUCCCUUCCUUGCUGACCCACAAUGAGAACAUGGUGGCCAAAGUUGAUGAA
Balaenoptera musculus (blue whale) is the source of this 5247-nucleotide messenger RNA. It is a transcript of the gene FANCE, whose product is annotated as FA complementation group E. NCBI's taxonomy places the organism in Eukaryota, Metazoa, Chordata, Mammalia, Artiodactyla, Balaenopteridae. The coding region runs from base 214 to 1842 and encodes 542 amino acids. The record is from RefSeq and is a predicted model, not a curated record. Gene Ontology annotation, cellular component: Fanconi anaemia nuclear complex. Gene Ontology annotation, biological process: interstrand cross-link repair. The transcript has 12 exons.